CACUCCCAUGUACUAUACACCCGAUUCUUAAAAGUUUGUGGUUGUCGACUGGCUGCGCUGUGUCGUGCCUACGGGUAAGAAAAUAGUACUGUCCACUGUAGCCCGCCUCUACGCCUUCACCUGCACUGCUGCAACUGCACUCCACCACCACAGGAGCCAGACAGAUCCUCUGCCUUCCUCUUUACGGCCACAACAACAAACAAUACCGACGUCGUCUUUGAAAGGCACAUUCAUUCUUUUCUCUUGUUACGGGUACUCAGUUAUUGGUUCUUGCCCUUGUUCCAUUGUAUUUACCGGGCCGUCAGUUGAAGGGCCUUUUUCUCACGGAGCCCUCCAUCAGAUUGUUGUUUACUCUCGAUUUACGUUUCGUCCCACUCUUCGCCCACCAAAAAACUAUUCUGUCCGGACAUCAACAUCACUAAUGACUCCCCGCACAACGUCCGUUUCGUCCUCGGUGCCUCUCUCUUCUCUCGGUCGCUGUGCCUGUGGUGGUUGGGGAGUCUCACGAUGAAAUCAAUCCCAAGUCUUGUCGCUUCAAGUACAGUCGGGGUUGCUGUCACCGGCCUGGCCUUUGGUCAACCACAAACUCCCGGCACAUCUCGACCUUCUUCGAACAAAAGAAAGGCCACCGAAUAUGACGCUCAGCACAGAAGCUAUUCCUCUCCACCCGUACGCCCAGCAACAAGCUCCGUCAUAAACACGCCGCGUCGUGGUCAAUUGUCUGCUUCCUCCCCAAUCCAGCCGUCAUCAUACCCAAGCCACCGAUACAUCAACAACACAUUCACAUCAAACGACUCCCCCAUAAAUAAUACAAGGCGGAUAGGGUCGCUCAGUAGAUUGGGCGAGAGGACAUCAACCCCUGAGCAAGGAAGUGAGGACCGACUGGACUCGAUUUCGUCAAAGGGGUCUUGGAUGCGAAGGUUGUCUGUUAUACCAAAUUCACAGAAUGGAAGUCCUCGGUCAAGCAUAGGGCCCGAUUCUCCUUCGUUGUUCUCCCACGGGUCGACAGGCCCCAUUUUACACAAUGGAAGUAGUCCGUCCCAAUUAGAGCCUAACAAGUUAGUCAAACGCUCAACUUCUAUUCGAGCGCCGAGUGGAAAUACGCCUUCGAGGCCGUCAUCAAACCAACGCAUACCAACUCUACGCAGGCCGGCCACCAGCCACCAGCGUUCUGUCACUUUACAGCAACAAUACAGGGAGGAAGAGUCCGGACCAGAGGCCUCUCCACUCCAGGAAGAGUUUCCCGUUACCUUAAUACACGAGUUUGCGCCAACCCCACGCCGGGUAUCCUGGCGACCAUAUUUUACAUCUCGGCGAACAAGGCUAGCAAAAGAUCGCCCAUCCACAGCAAUAAACGACAAUAGCGCGGAUGGGUUCUAUUCUACCUUUAAGAGAGUAGUUACACCAGAUGGCUCGGCACUUCCAACUUUAAUGAAGCCAUCCCUAAUCGAGGAUCCUGCGAGAGCCAGCAAGAUCAGGAAUAGGGAUUCAGUCAUGAGUAUAGAUAGCGGUACGGGAUCGCCGCAUCCUGGAGAUGACUCUGGUAUCCAUUCCAGCGAUUAUGAGACUCAUAAGCGGCCACGCCAGUCAAUAUCGUUAAAUUUCGGUUCCCCUGCAACAUGGAUCACCAAAUCGAAUAGCGUCCGGUUGACAAAGAGCCGCGACCUAGGGCGAGGGGCUGCUAAGCGCAACAUUUCGGCCCCUUUAUCGACAGUACUUGAUCGCGCUACGUCGUCUCAGGGGCCUACUACCCACGAUACCUUCGACACUUCCCCUUACCAACAGGACAUAGACGUUUCGCCGAAGAAUUUUCAGGGGACCUUACCUCGCCCUCGUACCAGAAAUACCUCUUCUCCGUUGCCUACAAUCUCGCGACUAUCGAGCUUCAACUUAGACUUGAAUGGGCCAGACCCAACUCCUAAUUUAACCGCGCGACUUCGGACACCAACUUCGCCGGCUUCUUCAGAUGGCAUACGAACUACCUCCCGCCCCUCUUCGAGCGGCAAGUUUAAAGGCCUUUCCUCCCACCCGGUUGUUAUCCACCAACAAUACCCACCUCGACUUCCUGAGUUGAAUACCUCAGACCAAGCGUCGACGCUUGUCGGCUCCGAUUCAGAUGCUAAGGCUUUCGCAUCAGGCGAAGAUGACGAGACAGACUUCCAAAGCGACACAGCUUAUGAUUCCCUUAGGACAGGGGCAACUGCCAGUUUGAGGGCACGGAGCACCCCUCUAGACUCUAUGUUCGACGAAUCGCCACCUAGCAGUGGUGCGAGAUCCAAAGCAGCGGAGUUUAACGACCUGGGGGCAAUGUCGGGAUUCCGGAAUGUCGAUGACAGCAUCGUGGAGGAGGAUGAGGGUAUGUCCACGCCAAUUAGAAACAGGCGGCGGCUCAAUGGCGAUAUUUACAGCACGCCGAUAAGGCAGGACACCGACAUGGAUAUAGAUCCUAUGGUUCGCUCUUCGCCUCCAAGCUUCUGCUUGGCUACUACGGAAUUCGGUCGCAUGUCCCUAGGCGAUGAUGAUGAUGAUGAAGACUGGACGAGAGAUGACGACAGCGAUGCGCUCAGCAACCCUCUUUCCCCGCCGUCAAACUCACUUAACUCGUUAAGAGUUAGCCAUGCUCUACGCUCGGCUCUGAUGGACGUCACUGAAAGCGGUUCCUCCGCGCGCAAUGGUCGUCAACCUGAGAGCCGGCCUCGAAGUGUGUUUGAUUGGUCUGAGCCGCUGAUGCAAGAGAAGGUGGAUAAUAUGGGAAACUCACCAAGGCCGAAGACUGUGCAUGGUAAACAGGGUAACGAUCGCGGCGGAAGGGCCGUUGGACGGAAUCGUCCAAGCGCUUUGCAUAUUCGCAGUCAAAGCGUCCCAGUCGUGCCAGAUGUUGGUGGCAACCGCGAUACUAAGCUAGCACCGAAGUUCGGGACGUGGGGAUUAGGAGGCAAGGGUGUGAGUGAGGAUUGGGAUAACGAUUUUGAGUUUGACGUUAUGGAUAUUGAUGAGGGAGAUGACCUGCCAACUCUCGGGAGUGGCGCGCCUAUGCUAGUUCCUCCGGCAAUUCGUGCAAGUCAGGCGAAUGUCGUUGGGCAUGUUGGGCAGAUCCGCGAAGUAUGCCUGUUGGUUGAAGACCUCAAGCGACUAAGAGGGCUAGCCCGUGAGAAGGGCCUUCUGGAAGGGCCCUCUGCGGACAAGUGGAGGGAGGCAGAAGGUAUCAUAGCUCUGGCAAUCCCAGACGAAGAGGACGAGACGCUAUCGCCACCACAGUCUCCGCUGGCGGCUGUUAUUUCUCGUGAUGGAGGCCAGAAUCACGAGACAACGGUUCAUAUCGACUCUACUCGGGAUUCGGGAUUCCAAGACGAGGAGGAUGACAAGCCAAUUCGUUCCACGGCGGUGUACGGCAACACUCGCCCGAGACGUAAGUCGGUUUUCUCUCCUGAGGACGACAUCUUUGGGUCUUUUGAAGAAGCCCAGACUCCGAGAACAGUUCCUCGACGCCAAGCCAGCAAGGAUACUUCGGAAGUGGCACGCUCUGUCAUGCAAAACAUCCAUCAGCAUAGGGCCACUUCGGACCCGAUCUUCACAGCAGCCCCAAAUGGAACGCCAAGUAAGAUGCCAUUUGACACGACGAGUUUAAAGGAUCUUGUGCAACGAGCCAAUGCUUUGUCCCGUGCGCUGUCUGAGAUAAUCCGCAAGGCUGAUGGGACCACACAAAGCCCAUACCGCAGUCCUCAUCUCAACCAUGACUCGAGUCCGGCGUUUACAAGGGUCUUUACCGAUCCCCUUGCUAGCCCGCCUAAUAUCAACCGGUCACAGAGCAGCAAUGCGGUUUUGAAUACAACGAUUGACUCGUCUCCGACUCGCAAUCUUGGUCAACGCAUGCAGAUGAUGACUGUUGUUUAAGGCGGCUGUCUUCUCCUAUGGGGUGUUCGAGAUGUCGAGUAUAGUCGGCUACUUCCACCGUGGAUAUCGUGGUGCUUCUUCCUAGGGUUUAUUGACGGUUGACAUGCAACGUUACAGCUCGUGUGUCAGAACCGUUCCUGUCUUGGAAAAUAUUUCUUUUCAGGCUCCUUGUUAUUCUCGCAAGUCUGGACUAUGCGAUGGCUCUUUCUUUAAUGCGGUGGGGGAAAAGAGUUUUAGUUUGGGUCGGCGGCGGCGGCGGGCGGCAUGGGUUUUCCAACAUUGCGCAAGGCAAGCAUAUGCGAAAAUGACUCUUUUACGAGUGGUGGUGCAUUACUGGUAUUUUUUCCUUUACGGCACAAGUUUGUGUAAUGCAUACAAUGGGGGGUGGUUGGUUGGGUUGGUGUUUCGGCGGAGUUCUUUGUUUUGUUUUUUGCCUUCGCGUUUUUGUUCUCUGCAUUUCAACAACGACGUACAUUUUUAUGUUGUACGGCAAAAAGAAGGGCGAGGAUAAAGGGUUUCUUUCCCAAAAUGAUAUUUGAGGGCGGCAUGGGAUUGCCGGGGGCGACGGGGGUGGGAGAGCGGUACAUUGCGGGCAUGAUGCAUUGGUUCCUCAUGGUUUAUGGGGAAGGGGGUGACUUUAGAGCAAAAGGAUGGUUCACCUAGGUGUCAAAAUUAAUGAGCUUUUGAGUG
Pseudogymnoascus verrucosus is the source of this 4584-nucleotide messenger RNA. RefSeq lists its product as uncharacterized. Gene Ontology annotation, biological process: regulation of mitotic cytokinesis. Gene Ontology annotation, molecular function: GTPase activator activity. NCBI's taxonomy places the organism in Eukaryota, Fungi, Ascomycota, Leotiomycetes, Thelebolales, Thelebolaceae. The transcript is spliced from 2 exons. The record is from RefSeq and is a predicted model, not a curated record. Bases 508 to 3894 code for a protein of 1128 amino acids.